Molecule: messenger RNA, 321 nt
Organism: Fonsecaea nubica
Lineage: Eukaryota; Fungi; Ascomycota; Eurotiomycetes; Chaetothyriales; Herpotrichiellaceae
Exons: 1
Coding region: 1-321 (106 amino acids)
Source: RefSeq, a predicted model, not a curated record
AUGCCUGUGUCCAGUAGAGACGGCAAAGAUGUCGCCGAAGCUGCUGUUUCGGCUCCGGUGCUGGUUGCGGAUGCGAUCAAUUUCUGCCGAGCGUCAUCAAACAAUUCCUCCGCCGAGGUUUUGACCGCAGUUGCAAGACCGGCGACUGUCGUGCGUGCGAUAUCUGUGAGGAAGCCUCCCAUCUCUGACGGCCCUGUACCAUUGUUCGCCUGUCCCGGAAUGCUCCCUAUGCUGCCCGAGAAGUUCGCGGUAUAUAGCCUGGGAGUGAACCAAGCGGCGAGCGUCUCAUGUGAGGAUAACUCUCCUCCUCCAGAAUGUUGA